Haliotis rufescens (red abalone) is the source of this 9744-nucleotide messenger RNA. RefSeq names its product bromodomain adjacent to zinc finger domain protein 1A-like. Lineage: Eukaryota; Metazoa; Mollusca; Gastropoda; Lepetellida; Haliotidae. Gene Ontology annotation, molecular function: protein binding. The coding region runs from base 460 to 5100 and encodes 1546 amino acids. The transcript has 24 exons. The record is from RefSeq and is a predicted model, not a curated record. Gene Ontology annotation, biological process: chromatin remodeling.
UACUCCGCCCUCCGAAGCUUUUCCGCUUUCAUAUUUACACGUAACUUCACCGAAAAUUAUCUGUAAAAUUAAAUUUAUUCCAUGUAGCAACAAACAAAUGGACGAGAAUCAAUGCUAAAUAUAUACUCUACACCUGUGAACAAUUGUAUCUCGCGUAUACGCAUUUUUCUUUCCACAAUCACGAUAUUUGUUACCCCCUCUGCAAACCACAUUUUCACAUGCAGCAUUGCGAUCUAUCGCGCUGGUCAGCAUAUGACCUCUUUGUGAGGGAAGAACGCCAUAGCAGAUCGCGGCUCACUUUGUACUCGAAUAUUUUAGGAAAUGCCGGUCUCAAAUCUUUUCAUUCAUGUUUCCACUGCCAUUUAGAGCUUUCUAAGGUCAUUGUGGCUACAAUUGGAGACAUUUGGACUCACUUCUGACCACUCAGAAGAGUCUUUGUUUUUCCCUCCAAAAUUCAACAUGCCGCUCCUCAGAAGGCAACCAUUCCACAAACAGAAACCUCCGCCCAAUUUGCGACCUGAUGAAGAGGUUUUCCACUGCAAACUCACAAAUGAAGUAUUCAGGGACUACGAGGAGUUCUUUGAGCGCAUCAUCUUAUGCAACAGCUUGGUGUGGUCAUGCUGCAUCACCGGCCGGUCCGGCCUGACCUACCAGGAGGCCCUGGACAGCGAGGAGAAGGCCAGGAAGAACCUGUCAGCCUUCCCCAAAUACCUCCAGCGGCCCAUUCUCAUCCUGGCCAGUCUCACAUACAGGACCAGGCUCAUCGACCUCAACGAGGAUGUCUUCUCCUUUGCCAAGGACAGAUAUUUCAUUGGGGAAAUAGUAGAUGUUAUGGUUGGAACUGUCAGGAAAAGUUGCCGUAUCUUGAAGGUAGUGUCACCAUUACAGCGAAGCCAAGGCAAUGGUGAUGUCAUUGUGAUAGACAUUGACAGUGACUCUGAUGAUGACCAAAGAGGUCCAUCAGGUGCAGGCUCCCGACUCGGCCCCCUUCCUGACAAAUAUGAGUAUGUUGUCCAGGAACUCAAGCAAACCAAUGUCAUGACAGUACCAGCUUCAGCGAUCAGUCGGAAACGGACUCUUUAUACCAGAGAGAAGAGCAAACUGUUUCUGAAACAUCAUGCAGACUCAAGUUCCGGUGUGUUUAGAGUUAAGGAAAAAGUUGUCAAAAGACUUAAUCUGCAAACAGCCAAGUUUGAAGACUUUUUCUCAGGGCCUCCACCAGUUUUUGAAAAAUCUGAGAUGAAGAAGAAGAUAUCCCCCAAACGCCCUGAGAAUCGCAACAGCACAGGCAACACUAGUCUGACAACCCCACCCAACAAAAAGAGGGGCCGCAAGAAGAAGGAUGACAGAAUGAUGAAGGAAAAGAGAAGCCCCAAAGAGAUGAAGACUCCCGAACAGUUGGCACGGGAGCAGAUGCCGCACCUAACACCGGAGGAGAGGGCCCAGUUGAAGGAGAAGAUGAAGCAGGACAAGAUGGCUGAGAAGAUGGCCAAGAAGGAGGAACUCAGAAAGCGAAUGGAGGAAGAGAGAAUGAAAAAGAGGGAAGAGAAAGCAAAGGAACGUGAAAAGAUGCGAGAAGAAAGGUUGAAGGAAAUUGAGAUUUUGAGGGAAAAGAAUAGGCCAAGAGAUGACAUGGAGUGCGAUGACUUGAAGGUUAUGCCAAACUUCAAACCAGUGCAAACAAGGGUCCCAAUGGAAUUAUUCGGGGAUGCAGUCAUGGUUUUGGAGUUCAUUCAUACUUUCAAGAGUCUGUUUGAUUUUAAGCAAUUCUUCCCUAAGGGGUUUUCUUGGGGAAUGCUGGAGUCUGCACUACUGGACCACGAUGUAGAUGGGCCCAUGUGUGACCUGGUCCAGAUGCUGUUGGUGACUGUCUUCACUCUACAGGAAGAGGAGGCAGAAGAGGUGGAGGAACUCGAUAAGGAAGACCAGGAAAUGACAAUGAAUGAGGAGGCCAUGGAGGAGGAUAUGACAGCCAAUCAGAUGAUCCUAGCUGCCACCAUGACUGCACAGAUACCACAAAUGACACAUGGUAUGCCCCUCAAGAAGAUGUUGUUGGACCAGUUCACUCUGACAGAGAUUCUGCGAAUACACUUGGCUUCAUCUGGAGCCCGUGCGAGCAUGAAGAACGCCAGGUUCCGCUACCAGCAGCGAGGAGGAUACACCUCACUUGAUGAUGCUGGCUUUGAGUUGAAGAUGCAGGAGCCAGCACUGAUCAAGGCUUUAACCAUGCACAGUCUGUUUGAUCUCAUUCCUGGGGAGAAGUUGCGUGUUCUCAACACCCUAGUGCAACAGAUUCUGUCCUACGCUGCUGCCCGGGACAUUGUAGAGGAGAGUUAUGAGAAGCUGCGUCUGAUGAAGUAUGACUUGAAACAACUGCAGUGGGCAGAGCAGAGGAGGGAGAGAGAGGAUGCACAGGCCAAAUAUCGUCAGCGUCAAGAAGAGAAGCAGAGAGAACGAGAGCGAAAGAUUCAGAAGAUUCUUGAGAGAGAACAGCAGCUCAAGGCAGAGGAAUCUGGCAAUGGUGCAGUCAAUGGUGAUGUUAAUGAACCCAAAACUCUCAAGAACAAACUUCUGUUGUUGGAUGAAGACAGAAAUACACCUAGCCCAGACUUAGAUGACGAAAAUCUCACAGAAGAAGAGAAACAAAGGAGGAGGAAGAAAGAAGAAGAUGAGGAAGCGAAGAAGAAAGCAGAUUUUGCCAGGAAGGAAGAGGACAUGGUCAACAAGAUUCUGGAGUUGCAACGGACGAAUGCCUUGUACCCAGUAGGCAGAGAUCGAAUGUAUAGAAGAUACUGGGUGUUCCAUGCCCUACCAGGCUUAUUUGUGGAAGAUAAUGAAGUGAAUGUUGAUCCCGAAGUGUUAGAUCCCUUUUCCACUUACCUUGAAAAACAUACCUCAAUACCUCAUCUUACAUCCAUAGACGAAAAGAAUACAAGUAGUGAUAAGGAGAAUGACUCCAUGAAUACAUCUGUGGAUACAAGUGCAGCUGAGAAUGUUGUCCAGCCAGCUACAGAUCCUAGAGUGAAGGCCUUGAAGAAAGAUGAGGAGGUGAUUGUGAUUAGUGACUCUGACAGCGAAAGUCGAACAGCUUCUAAGGAUGGAGAAAUGGAGGUGGAUGAACCUCCAGUGCUUGAUGAUGAACCUCCACCUGCUCUGGAGAGCCUUGCUGCUCAGCAGAUCUCAAACCGGAAGAAAACCAUGUGGUCCUUUUUAGAUAAUUCUGACCAACUGAAUGAACUUAUGGAUUGUUUAAACUCAAGAGGAUUCAGGGAAAGAGAAUUAAAGCAAUCAUUAUUUGAGAUUAAAAGUACAGUGGUGAAGUCCAUACACCAGUGCCCUAAGGAGGACCUGAGCCUACCUCCUGAUGCUAUGGAAGAGGCCAGAGUCAAGGCUCUGGCUCUUACUCGAGGGAUCUCUGGCAAAAAGGCUGCUCGUGGCACUGUGCAAAAUGAUACUGCACAAGAAGCAAUAGAACUUAAUCUCAGAGACACAUUGUUAGACCUUGAAGACAGGAUCUAUGCAGGAAGUUUAGGAUACAUGAAAAUCAAGGACAGAGCAGCAUGGAGAGAUGCAAUAGAACAAGGCAGCUACUUUGCCCAGAAUGAUGACCCAGUGUUUGCCAGGCAAAAGACAGAGGCACAUGACUACUCAGACUUGGUUUGUAUUGAGGCUGUGGUGCGAGACCUUAGUCGGGCAUUACUGCAGGUGGCGAGAGGCCUGGAGCCUAAGUACCUGGGCGUACCUUUAGGUGAAAGCGAUGAAGCAAAGAAGAAGCGAUUGAAAGCAGAGAAGGAAGCUGCAGAGAAGCGAGCCAAGAGGAAAGACAAGGCAGAGGUUGACAGUGAUGAUGAGGACAAAGAUGAUGUAAAGCAACAAAAGACCACCUAUGAAAGAUGGGAAGAGUCCUUGUUGUCAGUGACCAACCUGUCUCAAGUGUUCCUUUUCCUCUCUACACUGGACAAGAGUAUCAUCUGGUCCAAGUCUGCACUCCAUGCUCGCUGUCGCAUCUGUCGGCGGAAGGGCGAUGGGGAGAAGAUGCUGCUGUGCGAUGGCUGUGAUAGAGGCCAUCACAUGUAUUGUCUGAAACCUCCAGUAGAGAAAGUACCAACAGGUGACUGGUACUGUCCAAACUGUAAACCGAAGGAAGUGAAGCGCAGUCCUAGGAAAGAUCGCAGAAAGACUUUUGAAGAAGAAGAGCAAGAAGUUGAGGAGGAAGAAAAUGAUGAUGAUGAGGAGGAAGAAGAAGAAGACUCUGAUGCAGAGAGUGAGGAAGAGGAGGUGGAAGAAGAGGAAGAGGAUGAGAAUGAGAACCUGUGUGUGAAGUGUAACAAGCCAGGCAUGUUGCUGUGUUGUGACAGCUGCCCUGGCUCAUACCACCUCACCUGUGCAGACCCACCCCUCAAGAAGGUCCCCCGGGGCAAGUGGUUGUGUCAGGUCUGUCUGGGGGUGGACAAGCCUGGUGGCAAGAUAAAGCUUGUGCACAAAAAGAAGAAUUCCAGUAGCAGUAGCAAGAAGACAACUCCAGGCAGAGGCACCCCAAACUCUAGCCGCCCAAGCUCUCGUAGAGGCAGCCCCAGGGACAGCCCUGUCCCCACCAAACCCCGACGCAGCCACCCUGUGUCUGAAGAAAAGCCUAAGAUGCAGAAGAAAACAUCUACCUCACGACUCUCUCAGGAUGCUUAUGCAGAUAUGGAUGGUUCUCCUAAACACUAUGUCAGCAGUUACCGUGGUAACAGUACAGUUCAACAGAUGAAACAUCUGGAAGACAUUGUGCAUGAUCUGGCCAAGAUGGAUGACGCAUGGCCAUUCCUGAAACCAGUCAGCAAGAAAAUGGUUCCAGACUAUUAUGAUGUUAUAGAUAAACCCAUGGAUUUUUCCACCAUACGAAACAGAAUCAACAAGUUUGUCUACAAAAAACCUGCAGACCUCAUAGCUGAUGUUCGACAGAUAUUUUUCAACUGCAUCGAGUACAACAAUAGAAAAACACCAGAGUACAAGUGUGGCGCAGGUCUAAGUAAAUUAUUUGAAUCCAAAAUUCGGGACUUUGAGAUGGAGAAUGAUGAAAGUUCACCACCACCGACCAAAAAGUCUAAGAAGUAGCAAGCACAAGGACAAUGCAUCAUCUCUCUAGGGAGAGCUUUUACUGAGUUAUUUCAAGUGCUGCAUUUGUUAUCUGUAGUUAUUCUGUUGUAGGAAAUAUUGUUCACAUCUAAAUGAUAUAUUUUCAUGACCUGUUCUAAUAAUGAUGGCAUCGAAGACUUUUGUAACUGUUUAUCUUGUACAUAUAUUCCCGUCUCCGCUGAAUGUACAUAAUGGGGCUUGUCCUAAACACGAACCUUUCAAUUUCAUGUUAACUGCAUUCUGGUGAUGCAAAGAUACACUCUUUAUGAUUCCAUGCAUGUUUCAGUUUCUCUGCAUGUUAUGCAGUGGUCCAAGGAUAUUAUGUAUUACGUAUCUUGUCCAUCACCUGAUUGAUCCCAACAGCCGAAGAGCCAGGUUUGAUUCCUUGCAUUGGUACAAUGUGUUAAACCUAUUUCUCGUGUCCCCGUUGUGAUAUUGCUGGAAUAUUGCUAAAAGUUGCGUAAAACCAUACUCACUCACUCUCAUUAUUAUUGCACAAAUACUUUUUGAAAGGAGGUAACUUUCCAGCAUCAGCUCAUUGAUAUCUGUAUUGCAUCGUGAUCCUACUCUUGAGAUUUCUAUCAUAUCAUGGCUUAGUACAUCAUUACAGACCUAGUCAAUGAUUUACUUCUCAAUGAUCUGUACUUGUUUCGUGAAAUGUUGAUUAUGAAUAACAAUUUAACCCAAUCUUUAUCAGAUAUCAGUAUAUCAAAAAUAAGCUUUUAUUUGAAUUGUGUUUUAUGCAAUUUGGACCUGUACUAGAAUAAAAAUUCAUCUCCCUUAACAAACUGCAAACAAUUAGGUAAUUCUGCUGUCUUGAUUUUAUUUGAUUUGGGAAUAUCAAUUUUUAAACAAAAGAGGAAAGGGAACAAGAACAUAAGAUACAGGUAUUUGAUAGGCAUUUAGAAGUUUUAUGGAUAACAACUUCUUUAUCGUUUGGGAUGAUGUUUCUGGUUUUCAUCUUGCCAUGUGUAUAUUAACUCCAAUACGCAUACUCAGUAUUCAGCUGAUGAGGAGACAAGAAUUAGCCCUGAAACAUCAUAACAACAACAACGUUUUAUCGAUAAAACGUUGUAUGUCAUCAUAUUAAAAUAUUGUUGCCAUUGUGUCAUAAACUAUCGCUGUAAUGUCACAAUUUUGUGUGCAACAAUUAAAGAAUGCCUCAAGAUCCAUAACUAGAGUUGAGAUGACGGUUUCAGAUUAAUGACAUGUUGGUCAGCUUAAACAUUUGUCGUUAUGCUACCUAAUAAAUGCUUGAAAUUCUGUCUUUGGUUAAAAUAUUUUUUCUCGUCUUUGUGUAAAUGUCAGUGCAUGUCUCAUUUACUUGUAUAUGUUGUAUUCAUUCCAUUAUUUAGUCAUUUAUUUAUUUGACAUUCACAAACAACACUAUUUGCUAGUAAGUAUGUAACAUAUUUUAAUAGUUAGCAAUAUUUUCAGGUAUGUCACAGUAUUUUUCUAUAUCUCAAGUCAAUCCAUUUAUAGACUGUAACAGAGUUGUAACAAACAAUUUAACUUGAUUCAUAAAUAUACAGUAGAGCGAACUAUAUAGGCAGUGUUUUUACAAAGCAGUACUUACAACUGCUUUGUUCAAGUGUAAGACUGCAGCUAAAGGCUCUGAUUCAAUAGGCAGUCAUCAUUUGGGUCACUUGUAGUGCAGUUAUUCCUGGAUAAUGUACUCCAACAAAUAGACUUGUUCCACCACAGAUACCUAAAGAUACACCUUUGACGUGGGUACUGGGGCUUUGGGUGCUUCUAUAUGUACAUAGAUACGCUAUCCUUAUCUUACGUAUUUGCUCUAACACUGAGGACAUAUCAGGAUUAUAAGGAACUGUUAUGAGAUCAUCAAGGCUUGACUACGCCUGCCCUUUCCUCGUGCAGCUAUUGUUUUAAGUCCUUAUAAAGUGCUGUCACGAGUUCUCUGUACUUAGAGGGGCGGUUGGGUAGCCUAGUGGUAAAGCGUUUGCUCGUCACGCCGAAGACCUGGGUUCCAUUCCCGACAUGGGUACAAUGUGUGAAGCCCAUUUCUGGUGUCCCCUGCGGUGAUAUUGCUGGAAUAUUGCUAAAAGCGGUGUAAAACCAUACUCACUCACACACUCUCUGUACUUAGAACGUAUCAAGAAACUACCAUUGGAACUGAUAAACAACAACUGUUUUCUGUUUAAAUGUAAUCAUUAAAUAUUUUGCAUGUGUUGUAAGUAUGGAAUGUCAGUGUUAGCUUUUCCAAGUGGAGUUUGCACACAUAUGAUGUGUAUGUAUAUUUGAAUUGUAGGUUUGUUUAUACGUAGUCCCAUCUUUAUCAUUGUUCUUGGUUUAUACAUGUGGGUGCAAUGCAAAACUGGGGUAUACAUCAUGAUUCUUAACCGACUGUAAAACAAGUUAAUGUACACUUACUGAAUGUCAAUAAGUCAUGUAUGAACUAUUGCUGGUAUUACAUACAAUGAAACACUUUCCAGAACUUUUCAUAACAAAUUGAAUAAUGUCAGAGGGUUCAAGGGAAACGUUAAUUUUAUUCAUGUAACCAUUUGAUUUUCUAAAUUUGUAAAAAUAAAUAUGAAUGAGAUGGUCUUACUUAAAGUUUUGUGAUCAUGCAUGUUGUAAUGUUACUGCAAGAUUUGGUGCAUUUUGUUUAAAUCUAUCACUAGGAUAUAGAGCAGAGAAAAACAAACCGAUCAAAAGCUGUCUCUUUUACAGUAAUCUAUCGUGUUGUUCUGAAGGUGCAUGGUUCAAGCAGCUCAUCUGCAUUUGUGAUCCAAUAGAUAGAUGAGAAGGUGGUUCUUUGUGUAACACAAGGAGAGCUCCUGGGGGAGUCCGGGUGGGAAUAGAUCCCCUGUAUCUCAAGCUUGUUAGAGGGUGAUGGAUGAUGCGACUGUGACUUGUGCAUGUCACCGGACCAGAUGGUACGGAUUGUUGCUCAUGGUUAUUUUCAUGACAGAGCUGGGAUACUGCGGACUGCAGCUUUUCAAGAACAUUCACCAUUUGCCUACUCAACACGAAGAGUGUUAUCCCAAAAUACAUGAUUUGAAAUGUGAAGACUGAUUUGACUGAUCUAUGUCAAGUUCUUUAUUCUAUUCAUGCAACGUUUCAGUACAGAUGGUAGUACCUUUAACAUGCAAGCACUUCACAUUGAAGAAUAUUGAAGUUAAAAUCCAUGAGUCCAUUCUGUCUUCAUUAAGUACAGCUUCUAAAAUUCCACUUAAAGGUUUGACUUGUGUAAUUUUGUUUUCUUCUUCAUUUUGUUUCUUGCUCGUUCAUUUGUUAUCUCCUGUUGAUAGAUAAAAUUUAUUCACACGGGUCUGGUGGCACACCACAUCAGCAUCUGUCCUUAUGCUAUCAUAUAUUUGUAGAUAGUGGUUAUAAACUGUAGUUUCACGGUCUUGCCUUUAUGUGCCACAGUGUCGUUUACUCCCUGGAGUCAAUACAUUGCACCUUUUAUCUCAGGAUUUAAAGAGAUCUAUUAUCUAUUCUUUGUUGACAAGAUGGUGGAAGGGGUAGGUAAUGGACCCCAUAGCACUAAUGCAUUGUGUACAACUUUGUAGUUUGUUGAUGUUUUAAGUCCUCGAUUCAUUCUUUAUUUCAGGAAUAUAGAGCAUGAUAACAUGAUGUGUUGUCAUGAGAUAAUUAACAUUGUCAUAAAACAAAUACAGAGGACUAGUUACCGGUACUUUGUUUCUUUACGGGGCACUUACUGUGCAUAUCAUAUAAUUUUGGGAGUGUACUGAAGGUAUUUCGUUACCUCCCUUUAUUGGGACUUUGAAAACAUAAUUCUUUAAAUUGAAUAACAUUGAUUAUUAUUGAUCAAGUUUAACAAACUAAGAAGAAUCAGCUAAAAAUCAAUCACUGGAUUGUCUGGUUCAGAUUUGAUUAUUCACAGGCCACCGUCAUAUAGCUGGAAUAUUGCUGAGUGCGGCAUUAAACAACAGACAAAUAUUUAUGGGAAGGUAGGCAUAUAUUUCUGUGCAUUAAUCAAGGAUUUAUGGUGGCAGAAUGGAUUGGACCUCCAUGAUGAAAUGUUUUUUUUCAUCAAGCAUAUUCAUUAACAGUGUUUGAAUUUGAGGGGGGUCCUGAGACUCCUUAAGAUUGGCUGCUAUAAUAUUCGAGUCUAGGAAUGCCCAAAAUGUUUAAUUUUUAACAUUGAGGUUAUGACAAGAACCCCUUUUGAUGUUUAGACUUAAUUUCAACCUUUAAUAAUCAUGUUCAUACAUGAUAUUUUUUGCUUGCAUACAGGGGUAGUGAUUGAAAUAAAUUGGACUCCUUUUUAUUUGUGCUUAUAUAUGCGUUGGUGAAUGCAUUUAAAACUAUCAAUUCCUGUUGUGAGGGUUUUUUUUCCUUUGGGAUCAAUGUUAUACAAACAAAAAAAUACUUUGAGAAAAGCUUGGACACAGUUGUAGGUUUUCCUCGCCCAUUUCAGUUUAAAUAAAUAUUAGUUUCAGGAUACUUAUUGAAAAUAUAUCGUAAUGUUAUGAUGCAAAUUUAUUUAUUAGACUGUUUCCCUCAUCCUGUAGUGUUUGGAGGCUUGGUGGUGUGUGAGACAAGAGCUUGAUGGAUGUGCACGAUGCGGCUAUGGUUUAUGCUGUCAAGUUGACAGGCAUGGGCAUUUUCACUUAAUAAACAUGCCUCUAUUAA